CUGUUCUCAAACUCUGGUCUCAGAUGAUCCACCUGCCUUGGCUUCCCAAACUCUCAAAGUGCUGGGAUUACAGGUGUGAGCCACCGCACCUGGCCAGUGUCACAAAGAUUUUUAGUUCUAUGUUUUCUUCAUAGAAUUUUUUAGUUUUACAUUUCACUAUUAGGUCUACAAUCUAUUUUGUAUUAAUUUUUGCAUAUGAUGUGAGGUAUAGAGAAGAUGGAAUUUUUUUAUUUUUGGUUUUUUAAAUUUAUGGAUUUUUUUCCCUUUUUUCCUAGGAAAGCUAUUAUCUUUGAGAGUAGGAAAUUUUACCAGUUUUGGUACAGUGUAAGAAAUGGGAGUCAUUUUUUAGUGCUCUUGGCUUACCCUAUUUUCCUUCAAUAGGGUGAUCACAUCAUUGUUUAGAUUGCUCAGGUUUAAUAAUAGCUACCAUGCCUGUAAUCCCAGCACUUUGGGAGGCUAAGCGGGGUGGAUUAUUUAAGGUCAGAAGUUUGAGAUCAGCCUGGCCAAUGUGGCGAUACAUCAUCUCUACUAAAAAUACAAAAAUUAGCCAGGCGUGGUGGUGGGCACCUGUAAUCCCACGUACUUGGGAGGCUGAGGCACAAGAAUCACUUGGUCCCAGGAGGUGGAGGUUGCAGUGAGCUGACAUCAUGCCACUGCACUCCAUCCUGGUCAACAGAGGGAGACUGAGUCUCAAAAAAAGAAGAAAAAAAAAAGCUACCAGUUAUUCAGCAUUAGGUAGUGUUUUGCCUGUUUACAUAUUGAAAUAUUUUUCUUAAAAUAUUUAUUUGCUGGAUGUGCUCAGUGUUUAUAGAUAAAACAGGUGAUUUGAACGAGCUUCCAUUUCCAGCAGUUGCCCACAGGAGGAUUCAUGUUGAGGUCUGUUUGGCUGUUAAGCUUAGGCUCUUUUCCUUAUGUUGCACUGCAUUUCACAGAGAGAGGUCUGUGGUUUUUUUUUCUGAGAAGAGUCUCCUUCUGUGGUCUGGGCUGGAGUACAGUGGUGCGAUCUCAGCUCACUGCAACCUCCGUCUCCCAGGUGCAAGAGAUUCUCAUGCCUCAGCCUCCGCAGUAGUUGGGAUUACAGGCGCUUGCCACCACACCCAGCUAAUUGUUUUGUAUUUCUAGUAGAGACGGUGUCUUGCUAUGUUCCCCAGGCUAGUCUUGAACUCCUGGCCUCCAGUCAUCCAACUGCCUUAGCCUCCCAAGUGCUGGGAGCACUGCUCCUGGCCUGUUUUUGACUUUUUAUUACAAAAAUCUUAAGACAUACACCAGGGUAGAACAAUGUAAAGAAUCUCCAUGUUGGCCGGGUGCGGUGGCUCAUGCCUGUAAUCCCAGCACUUUGGGAGGCCGAGGCGGGCGGAUCACGAGCUCAGGAGAUCAAGACCAUCCUGGCUAACAUGAUGAAACUCCGUCUCUACUAAAAAUACAAAAAGAAAUUAGCUGGGCGUGGUGGCGGGCACCUGUAGUCCCAGCUACUCGGGAGGCUGAGGCAGGAGAAUGGUGUGAACCUGGGAGGCGGAGCUUGCAGUGAGCGGAGAUCGUGCCACUGCACUCCAGCCUGGGUGACAGAGCAAGACUCCAUCUCAAAAAAAAAAAAAUGUUCAUUGCCAUUUUUAUUCAUAAGAGCCCCAAAUGAAAACAACCUAAAUGUCCAUCAACAGGAGAGUGAAUAAGUGGUGAUAGUCACAUCAUGGAAUACUACACAGCCAAAAAAGAAAAAUGAAGCGGUAGGAACGUUCAACGACAUGGGUGAAUAGAGGGAGCCAGGUAUGAGAGACAGUGCACUGUACCAGCCCACUUAGAUGAAGCGCAGGAAGGCAGAACUGACGAUGAUUGAAGUCAGAAGAGUAGUUUCCUUUGUGGGAAAGUUAGAUCAGGAAGGAGCUCUCUGGGGUACUAGAAAUCUGCCGUAUCUUGGCUGGGUGCAAUGGCUCACACCUGUAAUCCCAGCACUUUGGGAGGCCUAGGCGAGAGGGUCACUUGAGCCCCGGAGUUAGAGACCAGCCUGGGCAACAUAGUGAGAUCCCAUCUCUACAAAAAGUUAAAAAUUAGCAUGGCAUGCUGGUGUGUGCCUGUAGUCUCAGCUACUCAGGAGGCUGAGGCAGGAGGAUUGCUUGAGCUCAACAGUUUGAGGCUGCAGUGAGCUAUGAUUGUGUCAGUGCACCGCAGCCUAUCACUUCAGUGACUGAGCAAUACCAGUCACAAGAAGUAAGGAAGGAAGGAGAAAAGAAAGGAAAGGCUGAGCGCAGUGUUUCACAUCUGUAAUCCCAGCACUUUGGGAGGCCAAGGCAGCUGGAUCACUUGAGGCUAGGAGUUUGAGACCAGCCUGGACAACAUGGCAAAACCAAAAAUACAAAAAUUAGCCAGGCAUGUUGGUACAUGCCUGUAAUCCCAGCUACUCAGGAGGUUGAGGCAUGAAAAUUCCUUGAACUCGGCAGGCGGAGGUUGCAGUGAGCUGAGAUUGCGUCACUGCACUCCAGCCUGGGUGACAGAGCAAGUGUCUGUCUCAAAAAAAAAAAAAAAAAGUGAAAAAAAGAAAGAAAAUAAAUUUACCAUAUCUUGACCUAGGUGAGGCUAUCACAUACGUUGAUAUAUAUUGGAAUAUAUGUGUGUGUGUGUGUCUCAGUGUAUAUGCCAAGAUGCACAUUAACAGAUUCCUGCCACUCACGCCUAUAAUCCAAGCUCUUUGAGAGGCUGAGGUGGGCAGAUCACGAGGUCAGGAGUUUGAGACCAGCCUGGCCAAUGUGAUGAAAGACCUCUCCAAUAAAAAUACAAAAAUGAGCCAGGCAUGGUGGUGCACUCCUGUAAUCCCAGCUACUCAGAGGGCUGAGGCAGAGGAAUCGCUUGAACUCAGGAGGCUGGGGUGACAGUGAGCCCAGAUUAGGCCUCUGCACUCCAGUCUGGGUGAUAGAGUGAGCCUCUGUCCCAGAAAAAAAAAAAAAAAAAAAAAAGAUUCCAUUAGUAAACAGAAUGAUUGAAUUAUAAAAAUCACCAUUUUGGGCCAGGUGCAGUGGCUCACGCCUAUAAUCCUGGGAUGACACUUUGGGAGGCUGAGGUGGGCGGAUCACGAGGUCAGGAGAUCGAGACCAUCCUGGCUAACACAGUGAAACCCCAUCUCUACUAAAAAUACAAAAAAUUAGCUGGUCGUGGUGGCAGGAACCUGUAGUCCCAGCUACAUGGGAGGCUGAGGCAGGAGAAUGGCAUGAACCCGGGAGGUGGAGCUUGCAGUGAGCUGAGAUCGCGCCACUGCACUCCAGCCUGGGUGACAGGGCAAGACUCUGUCUCAAAAAAAAAAAAAAAAAAAAACACCAUUUUGGCCAGGCGCCGAACUCAUGCUUGUAAUCCUGGGAUGACACUUUGGGAGGCCAAGGAGGGUGGAUCAUGAAGUCAGGAGUUCAAGACCAGCCUGACCAAUAUGGUGAAACACUGUCUUUACUAAAAAUACAAAAAUUAGCAGGCAUGGUGGCAUGGGCCUGUAAUCCCAGCUACUCAGGAGGCUGUGCCAGAAGAAUUGCUUGAACCUGGGAGGCAGAGGUUGCAGUGAGCCAAGAUUGUGCCACUGCACUCCAGCCUGGGCGACAGAGCAAGACUCCGUCUCAAAAAAAAAAAAAAAAAAAAGAAAAGAAAAAGACUCUGGGUUGAUACCUGGAAGAAUCGUAUCUUAUUUGCUCCCCAGAAUCCUUAUAAUGGAAAGUGACACAUGAGAAAUUGAACCACGGAGAAAUACGAACAUUUCUGGAUUCUGAAUAUUUGUUGGGCAGAGUCUUUAGUACCAUUUUUCCUCCACCAACAAACCUGACUUCCAUGUUUCUUCCCUUUGCCUACAAUCAGUUAACAUCUCAAUAACUUCUCUCCCUGAAUAAAGGAAUAUAAGUUAAAGUAGGCAAGUGAUCUGCCUGCCUUGGUCUCCCAAAGUGCUGGGAUUACAGGCGUAAGCCACCUCACCCAGCCACCAUAAAUACCUUCAUUACGGAUGUUCUCAAACACACAGAUAAAGAAGGGAGAAAGCAUGCAAUUCACAUAACUUUAUAUACACUACCCACGUUAAUCAGUUAGCAACUUCCUGCUGAUCUUUCAACUUUUAAUCUUGCUAGGAAAGGCAGUCACGUGUGUGCAAUCUUUUGACCCCUGUUUGGCAGCAUUAGAAUAGGCCUUGGGUGGCCAGGUGCAGUGGCUCAAGCCUGUAAUGCGAGCACUUUGGGAAGCAAAGGCAGGCGGAUCACAAGGUCAAGAAAUAGAGACCAUCCUGGCCAACAUGGUGAAACCCCAUCUCUACUCAAAAUACAAAAAUUAGCUUGGUGUGGUGGCGCACACCUGUGGUCCCAGCUAUGUGGGAGGCUGAGGCAGGAGAAUCACUUGAACCUGGGAGGCAGAGGUUGCAGUGAGCCGAUAUCAUGCCACUGCACUCCAGCCUGGCAACAGAGUGGGACUCCGUCUCAAAAAAAAAAAAGCCCUUGCAACUUGGACUGGGUUUAUUUCCCUGUGUGGUAAUAUCUUUCUCUGUUUCAGACUCAAUAUUGUCUUCUUUGUUCUUCUAAAGCAUGUGCUUUAUGUAGUACUUGGCCAACCUCACUAUUCCAUCUUUCCUGGUGGGGAGGACACAGGAUCUUUUGUCUACAGCACAGGAGAGGUGCAAGCCGAACACCACCCCGUGUAGACUGAAGGUUGCCUUGGGAGACUGAUGCCCACUGUUGAAGCUGAUCUUGCCCUGCCUCUUCUCAAUGUUUUUAUCGGCGCUUCUCUGUGGAGGAGGCGGUGCGCACGGCUUCAGCGCCGAAUGCUGCACCUUCCACUGGACGGCGACGAAGGCGGUUGCCGUGCCAGCGCAGGACUGGGCGGCCUGUGUGGGAGUGUGAGCUGCGGUGCCCCGGGCAGCGCUCCAGAGGGGAAGCCGCGCGGCAGGCUGGAGCUACUCGGCCAGGGUUUCAGACUUUAAAUGAGAAUAAAGGGUGGUAUUUACGAGGAAAUGAGAGUGAAUAAGUCAUCUCUAACCUCUCCCAGCCUUUUUUUCAUAAGAGAGACCAUAUUAAACUUACAUGCUCUCCCGGCUGUGAUUGACCUUCAGUUACAGAGAGAGGGAGCAGAGUGGGACCAGGUCUGAGAAUAGUGAAGCAACUCAUUCCUUUCAGGACAUUCCCUCUGAUGUGCUAUUUUCAAACUGGUCUCUGGAGGAGCCUAAGGUGAUCUCUGCCUUCUCUGGAAAGCAGGCCGGGAAGCACGUGGUGCACAUCGCUUGCGGGAGCACUUACAGCGCGGCCAUCACUGCCGAGGGGGAGCUGUACACCUGGGGCCACGGGAACUGCGGCCGGCUGGGCCACGGCUCCAGUGAAGAUGAGGCCACUCCGAUGCUGGUAGCUGGGCUUAAAUAAGGACUGAAGGUCACCGAUGUGGCGUGUGGGAGUGGGGACGCUCAAACCUUGGCUGUCACUGAGAAUGACAGUGGUGACCCUGGCCAGGAGCGCGGACGUGCUGAGCAUCGUGCAGUCGGCUGCCCAGGCCGUGCUGCAGAGCGGCUGUCCGUGCUGCUGCCCACCAUGGAGGAGCAGGCCCGGGCACUCUCUGCUCUCCUGCCCUGCGCAGUUUCAGGCAAUGAAGUGAACCUAAGUCCAGGUCGUCAAUUCAUGAUUGAUCUUCUGGUGGGCAGCUUGAUGGCUGCUGGAGGGUUGGAGUCAGCCUUACACGCAGCCAUUACUGCGGAGAUCCAGGAUACUGAGGCCAAAAAAGAAGCACAGAAGGAAAAAGAAAUUGAUGAACAGGAAGCGAAUGCCUCAACAUUUCAUAGAAGCAGGACUCCAUUGGAUAAAGACCUUAUUAAUACGGGGAUCUGUGAGCCUUCUGGCAAACAGUGUUUGCCUCUGGUUCAGCUCAUACAACAGCUUCUUAGACUGGAGUGCAAUGACGCGAUCUUGGCUCACUGCAACCUCCACCUCCCAGGUUCAAGUGAUUCUCCUGCCUCAGCCUCUCGAGCCGCUGGGAUUACGGAUGAUAGUGUCGAACCAAGUGGAACAAAGAAAGAAGAUCUGAAUGACAAAGAGAAAAAAGAUGAAGAAGAAACUCCUGCACCUGUAUAUAGGGCCAAGUCAAUUCUGGACAGCUGGGUAUGGGGCAAGCAACCAGAUGUGAAAAGAGAGGUCCAAAGAACUCAAGCAAUUUGCCAUAAAUCGUGUCCCUCGCAGAUGGAGAGAGAGGAGACCAGCCAGCCACGACUCACAUCCUCAGGUGAAUGGUAACCACCAGAAGUGGUUUUCUCAGGGUUAGUGCCAUUAUUUAUUUUCUUCUGUUUGCUGUCGGUUGCUCCGGUACCAGCACCAGCACUGUUCCACUGAUGAUCAUCUGUAAACUGUGGAAAAGAGGAGCAGUGAUACUCAUGAGAACUACAAGCUCCUACAGUCACUUUACAGUUUAUACAAAAUACUCUUAUAGACUAUCUGAUUUAAUGCCACCGACAACUGUACAAGGUGUUGUUGCAAUCACUUAGUGACUGAGAGAGAUUGAUACCAUGGCUAAAAGAAAGGCAAUAAUGGAACCGAAACUCAUUCUUCUGCCUCCGAGCUCUGGGAUUUUGCCACAAAUCAGCAGCUGCCAGGGACCAAAACCAGAGGCAGAGGUAGAAAAGUAAAAGUCACGUAUCCUCAGGGCAGAAGGCAGCCUUUCUGUUAAAUCUGGGAAUUGAACAGAAAGAGGACAACCCAAGCUUCAUUUUGGAGAGAAGUCUGCUAGUCUCUUAGAAAUAUAUGUGUGACUGUCAUCCCUAAGAACAUUAAUGUUUUGUCUCUCUCAAGAGAAUCAAGGGAAAGUGAUGCUUCAGAAAGAUGCCCCAUAUGUAUCCUGUGGCACUGAAAGUACCCCAGGUUGAGAUGAGAUGAGGAAGAUUCAAGUUGUCAAGUUCAGUUUCCCAAGGUCUCUUCCACAGAAGAUGAGCAAAUCUCACUUCAAAGAUCACUGACUGAUGGGCACUCUGGUGCCAGAACCAUGGAGAAUUCAAAUAUGAGGUGGAGAACUUAGGAAAAACUGUUGAAGUCUCUCUGGAGAGUAGAAGCCUGGGAGAAAACCAAACCAAACCCGUUCUCCCAUUGCCACCCAGAGACACUCUCAACAUUUUGAGUUCACAAGGGAGGUGUAGGCUUUUCAAACAGUCAACUUCUGUGUUAAGGGAGUAAGGCAGCCUGAAACUUCUUGAUCCUAGGUCACAUGGUCCCCACUCCCCUUCCAGAUGGAAAUUUGUGCUGCAACCAGCGUAACCAGAAACGGGGUGAGAACACUUAGGGGAUGGGUCCUAAGAUCAAAGGCCAGUCUUGCAGCAGUAAUGACAGUUCCUAGAGGGACUGUGCCAUCAGUACAUUCCACUCCUCCGUGGGGUGGUGGGGGACGGGUGACAUCAGUGCUAUGCCCAAGUUGCCUCUUUGAGAUUGGGUUGGGGUUCGCAGGGUUGGGACCCAGGUACUUGGAGACAUGAGCCCAAACAGCCCAAGGAGGUCAGCCAUGGGGCAGCGGUAGGCAAGGGCAGAGUAUGGAGCGGGGAGCCCCAGGAGUCACCUGCCCAAAGUCACCCUGGGGUGACUGGUGAGGGCAGGUGCUGGGGCAUCCAGUUCCUUGGAAACAUGAACCUGAAGGGCCCAGGGAGGUCAGUUUUCAGGCAAGAGGAGGUGAGGGCAGAGUACAGAGCAGGGAGUCCCUUGAGUCACCCGCUCAAAGUCAGGUGAGGGCAGGGGUUGGGGCUGACACAAGAUUUUGGUUGAGGGAGCCCAGAGGCAUUGGGGGGGCCCAGCCUGGUGUACCUCUGGAGUGACAUGGACUCUGACAGCUGUUCUGCCAUCAGAGGGGGCCUGGGGUUGGGGUUGGGGUCCCGCAAUCCUAUGCGUUUUACCUUUUCCUUGGCCUCAGGCAAUUUGCUCUGUUGGUUUUUCUCUGACAUCAUGGGGAGGGGAGGGAGGUGGGGUUGGGGCCACAUUGGCGUGAUCCAGGCAACGGCAGUGAUAUGCCUCCAGUCACGUACCACGCAGCUGUGUGACUGAGCCAGAGGAGGCGUCACCAGGGUCACACUAGAAUGCAGAAUAGGGGUGUGGCCUUAAUGCUCCAAGCCCAUUGGUCAAUGAGAAAGAUGAAAGGGAAAGGAGGCGGGGUCAAGCAGCCACGUGUCAUGAAGGUCCUGUGAUGUCACAAGGAAAGGCGCCCAUGCAACUGCUGUCCCCAGCCACUCUAGGAGAGGGGUGGGGCUGGCUUUCACUUUCUGAGCUUUAAAACUUUAUCACCUUAAUUGAGGUACAAAUCCUAUUAUAAUGGAAAAUUUACAGCAUGCUUGAUGAUUAAUAAAGCUGACUAUAUUAUCCAACAUUCCAAUAAGGUAAAA
Pongo pygmaeus (Bornean orangutan) is the source of this 8347-nucleotide messenger RNA. RefSeq names its product E3 ubiquitin-protein ligase HERC2-like. The transcript has 13 exons. The record is from RefSeq and is a predicted model, not a curated record. The coding region runs from base 5532 to 6227 and encodes 231 amino acids. NCBI's taxonomy places the organism in Eukaryota, Metazoa, Chordata, Mammalia, Primates, Hominidae.